Ilex paraguariensis (yerba mate) is the source of this 1852-nucleotide messenger RNA. NCBI's taxonomy places the organism in Eukaryota, Viridiplantae, Streptophyta, Magnoliopsida, Aquifoliales, Aquifoliaceae. The record is from the annotation of a GenBank genome assembly.
CAGGUUGGGAGGAGGAUUUGGGCAAGGGAAGGCUACCCCUUUUUGCAGCAAUUGUACCCCAAAGAAAAAAACAGAAAAAAUAGAAGGAGCAGGUAUUAUAUUUCUGUAGUUGGUAUUGUUGCCCACAAUGAGUCCUAAAUUAUUAUGGUCUGUUGGUGUUUUGACAGGGUGAUGGUAAUUGAUGUUGUUAAAGUCAGGUGUUUUAAAGGAUCCAGUAGUCUGUCUAUCUGCUAUUGUUUGUUAUCCAAGGAUUUUUACUACUAUGAAUGAAGUAAAAGCAGAUAAUGCUUGUAAUUUGUGUGCUCCAGUAUCUGGUGGAGAAUCUUUUGUUCAGCAAUCUGUUCCAGUGAGUCUGAACAAGAGAUGUUCAUCUUCAAUUCUUCAGUCAACACCUGAAAUUGAAAAGAAGUAUGUUCACCGUGUUUAUGAUGCAAUUGCUCCCCAUUUCAGUUCCACCCGGUUUGCUAAGUGGCCAAAAGUUGCCACUUUCUUGAAUUCUUUGCCACCUGGUUCUCUUGUCUUGGAUGCAGGUUGUGGAAAUGGGAAGUACUUGGGCUUGAAUCCCAAUUGUUACUUUAUAGGAUGUGAUAUUAGUGCUCCUCUUAUCAAUAUUUGUGCAGACAGAGGGCAUGAAGUUGUUGUUGCAGAUGCUGUAAAUCUACCUUACCGAACUGGUUACGGUGAUGCUGCAAUAUCUAUUGCUGUGUUACACCACCUUAGUACCGAGUGUAGGAGGAAGAAAGCAAUAGAUGAAUUAGUCCGAGUUGUUAAAAAGGGUGGCCUUGUGCUAAUUACUGUUUGGGCAAGGGAACAAGAAGAUAGUUCAUUGAUUAACAAAUGGACGCCACUUACCGAGAAUUAUUUGGAGGAAUGGAUAGGACCAAGUAGCCAUCAAAUUCGUAGCCCCCCUUCAUCCUUCACCCUAGAGAGCAUACCAGAAGUUGAGGAGAAUGGUUCGGGAGAGCACCUAAGAGAUUUCAAAGAACUAUCUUGCAGUAUGAAGUCUCCAGGGACUAUACACUUAGCCUCUCAAAGCCAGGAUCCUUCUGAGAAAGGGAAAAAUGGUGAAAACCAGCAAGAAUAUUUUAUCCUUGGCACUUACCUUAUCAUCGUGCUGAAGUCAGUGGAGCUUCUGCUUGUGCCCUUGCAAAUGGUUUGGCAACAAAAGAUGAUAAAAAGGGUGCAGUAGUGUACAAUAGAUAUUACCAUAUAUUCAGUGAAGGCGAGCUUGAAAGGUUAGUGUCUGGUAUGGACAAUGCGGUCGUUGUUGACCAAUUUUAUGACAAAUCAAAUUGGUGUGUUAUUCUUGAGAAAAGAUGACAACAGUCAGACACACAUGAACAUGGGCAACCAGAGUGGAAUUUCGUACAAUAUCGUUUCAUUUUGGCAACUAGGGAUUCAAUUUUCAUGGGUAGAGACCCUGGUAUAGCAACCUUUUCAAGAUGAUAAGAGUUGUUGGCAGACUACUUACCAUGGCAGGGCCCAACCAUUUGGGAAGAGCAUCCUUGUAUCAGAUUUUCCAGAUGUCAUUUACUUACACCAUUGGGCUAUUACCUUUCUCGGUCUUCCCUGUUCUUUUUUUUUUUUUGGACCCCUGUGCUUUGGACCUGUUGUCACUGUACAUUUUAUUUCCUUUUGAUGGGAAUUUAUACUGCUGAGUGCUGUCACAUUGAUUUUUUGUAGAACUUUUGGGAAUUAUGUAAAUGGACCUCUUCAGAGAGGCACUUCAAUCCAAUUGUAUCUUCCACUGCUGUGUGAAACCUAUCAUUUGCUAUUGUUGUGCAUCUACUUUUGUUGGUUUUCUCCGUUUGACGAGGAGCAGAGUUGUUAGAAGACUACUUAGCACAGCGAG